Schizophyllum commune H4-8 is the source of this 1958-nucleotide messenger RNA. Its product is annotated as FAD/NAD(P)-binding domain-containing protein. NCBI's taxonomy places the organism in Eukaryota, Fungi, Basidiomycota, Agaricomycetes, Agaricales, Schizophyllaceae. The record is from RefSeq and is a predicted model, not a curated record. Gene Ontology annotation, molecular function: electron-transferring-flavoprotein dehydrogenase activity; flavin adenine dinucleotide binding. The transcript has 10 exons. Gene Ontology annotation, cellular component: cytoplasm. The coding region runs from base 410 to 1723 and encodes 437 amino acids.
CGCUUUGAUCUGCCGGGUGCCCGACUUGUUCCACGCCACCACGGACGAACUGGUUUCCUUUCUCUGCGGACUCCAGGGCUGCGACCGGCCGUUUUCCUAGGUCUCGACCUCUUCCCCUACCCCCAUCUUUCGCUUUUUUCGACUCGCCCUGCGCGACCAUUCGGGUAGUUCGCUUUGCAGAUCGAGUGCUCGGUUUGCCCACCCCAACGUCAGCGGCUCCAUCAUCGGCGUCGCCAUCCCACCCCCUUCCACUUGUCGUUCCACGCCUUCCAGUUCCAGCCGAAGUCGGAGACAGGGUCUUAAGGUUACCCGCACGUGCGCAGACGUCAAUAUCAACCCCAUACCGCCGUCGUGGGUCGGUGUUUCUCUCUUUCGUACGACCACCAUUCCAAAAUCAUUGUCGCCAAAGAUGGACGCGCUCGCCACCCCUGCCACUCAUUCUAGCCCAUCAUCCACGAAGACGGUCGUCGUACUCGGCGCCGCCUACGCGGGUCAUCGUGCGACCCAGCUUCUCAUAGGGUCGCUGCCUUCGGGAUGGCGGGUCGUCGUCAUCGAACGGAAUACGCAUUUUAAUCACCUUUACGCCUUUUCUCGCGUCUCUGUCCUUCCCGGACAUGAGCACAAGCCUUUUAUUCCUUACACCAACCUUCUGCGCACCGAGCAGGAUCUCGCGGAGCCGCGGUCGACCAAGUGCCGCAACUCCUGCCCACACCAGCUGCUCCACGCGAACAUCAUCAAGCUCGAGCCUCAUCGCGUCCACUUCAAGUAUUUAGGCGCAGACAACGCCGAGAAGGAGGCCGACUCCAUCGAGUUCGAUUACUGCGUCUACGCGCUCGGCUCCUCAUUGCCGCCCCCUAUCAACGUUUGGAGUACUUCGGAGGAAUCCCGGAAGAAGCCCAAGCACUCUGGUAUCUGGCAUGGCACCAAGCCCGAGGGCCGCCAGUACCUACGCGAUGAGCAGGACCGCAUACGUGCAGCGAAGUCCAUUGCCAUCGUUGGCGGUGGUGCUCUUGGUAUUCAAUAUGCCAGCGACAUCGCCGACAUCUACCCCAACAAGCAGGUGACCCUCGUCCAUUCUCGUCACCAGCUUCUUCCCCAGUUUGACCACUGGAUGCACGAUGCAGCUGCGCGUGCGCUCACUGAGAUGAAUGUGCGUCUCGUCCUUGGCUCGCGCCUCAACCUCGACGACGUCGACCCCGACGUUAUGGACGAGGGACGCGUGCUGAAGACUGCGUCUGGGGAGUCCAUCCCCGCAGAGCUGAUCUUGAUCUGCACGGGCCAGAAGCCGAACACGCACUUCAUUCGCGACAUGGCGCCAUCGACCAUCAAUCCGUCGAACAACCUGGUGUAUGUCCGCCGGACGCUGCAGCUCGCCGACCCGCCCGAGUACGAGGACGAAGACCCGCUGGUGACCCACUACCCGCACAUCUUCGUCGUCGGCGAUGCGGCGGACGCGUUUGGGGCGCUGAAGGCUGGGCACACGGCUUGGCAGAUGGCGGCGGUGGCCGCGUACAACAUUGUCGCCUUGAUCCGUGGCGAGGAUGAACUGCAGGAGUACACGCCGCCGCCACCUGCGAUCAAGGUGUCGCUGGGUUUGACCCAGGCAAUAUACCAGAGCCGUGGCGUCCACGGACACCAGGGCGCAGAGCAGUGCGAUGAGGCGUUGAACACGCACGUCAUGUGGACGCGCCGCGGGUUGUCCACCGAGGAUAUGACCAUCUAGGCUGCUGGCAUGCCGCAUGUGUCUGUCGACCACCAACCGGUGCUCAUGUCGACCACCGACUGGGGCGCAUGUCGCGCCUGAUCAUGUUCUUUUGACAUCGCGAUUUCGCUGUUCGUGUGCAUUGUUUGCUUCGUUGUCGUUGCUGUUAGGGAAGAAAGAGGUUACUUUAGAGGUUUCAACAUAGUAACAUACUAAGUAUUGUACAACGGCAAUGAAUACUUGACUAAAGAACGCA